AUUCCAGAUGCUAGUCGUAUAAAAACAAGUAGUGCGAUAUAACGGACGAUAAUUUUGAAACAAGAAACAUCUGUGUGCGAGAUCAAAAAAAAAAAAAACGGACAAGAAUAUAAAUUUUAUUAAUAAGAAAUUAAACAAUGAAAAGUGUAAUUUUUAACACAGUUCUGGUAGCUUCCAUUUUGGCUACCAGCUUUGUAUUGGUGUCCGGCGUUAAUAUUACGUGGGGAACUAUUGGUCCCUAUGAUCACCUGAUUGCCCGAGAUUUUGUACAACAUGAGGCCAAUUGGUUUACUAAACAUAAGGAGGUUGUAAAUUAUCCACCAAAGGGACAUCAAAGCUUUAAGCUGUUGUCAGCCGUACGGGUAUUGGACUUUGGUGGCAAAAAGAAUUUCGGUUAUGCCACACUCCUUAGAGGUGGACCUGGCUUUUAUAACAGCAGCAUUGAAGUCAGAUCCCAAGCCCGCAAACCAUUAAACAUGACCAUUGAAUAUUUCUCAAGAUAUUAGAAAACUACAUGUAUAUGAAAAAUCGAGAAUUAAAUUUAAAAUUAAACUACAAAAAUUAGAAAAAAUUAUAUUUCCGAAAAAAAAAAAAAUAAAAUAUAAAUUCUGGAAUGCUACAACUGAAAACAAUGUAAAAAGGAA
Messenger RNA from Musca domestica (house fly), 644 nucleotides. Its product is annotated as probable salivary secreted peptide. The transcript has 2 exons. The coding region runs from base 138 to 506 and encodes 122 amino acids. Lineage: Eukaryota; Metazoa; Arthropoda; Insecta; Diptera; Muscidae. The record is from RefSeq and is a predicted model, not a curated record.